Molecule: messenger RNA, 1692 nt
Organism: Phragmites australis (common reed)
Lineage: Eukaryota; Viridiplantae; Streptophyta; Magnoliopsida; Poales; Poaceae
Product: endoglucanase 8-like
Exons: 4
Coding region: 211-1692 (493 amino acids)
Biological process (GO): carbohydrate metabolic process
Molecular function (GO): hydrolase activity, hydrolyzing O-glycosyl compounds
Source: RefSeq, a predicted model, not a curated record
CCAUCACUGCCAUAUAUGCAUUGACAGUUGAAAGACCUCUCUCCCUCCUCACCGUCCCCUGGCCUGACCUGGAACCGAAACAUUCUGGGCCGAACACCUCGCAACCUCCUCCCUGCCGCCUCCUGAAUACAAGUGCAUCCCUUCCUUUUCCCUCGCCUCUCUGUCCCUGCGUUCCAUACCCCCCUGGGCUCGCCUCUCGCAUCGUUCGCCAUGAGGCACGGCACCAUGCGAGUCCACGUCGCCCUGGUACUCGCAGCGCUGGUGCUCGUCGGCGACGCCCUGCAGCCAGCUCUGGCCGGCGGGUUCAACUACAAGGAUGCCCUGACCAAGUCCAUCAUGUUCCUCGAGGCGCAGCGCUCCGGGAAGCUGCCGCCCAAUAACCGCAUCAAGUGGCGCGGAGACUCCGGCCUCGACGACGGCAAGCUUGCCAAUGUGGAUCUGACAGGUGGAUACUACGACGCCGGCGACAACGUCAAGUACGGUCUCCCGCUUGCCUUCACGGUGACCACCCUCGCGUGGACGGCGCUGGCGUUCAAGCCCGAGCUCAAGUCGGCGGACGAGCUGGACAACGUGUACGCGGCCAUCCAGUGGGGCACCGACUACUUGCUCAAAUGCGCCGCGAGGAAGAACAAGUUGUGGGUGCAGGUCGGCGACCCCAACUUGGACCACCAGUGCUGGGUGCGGCCGGAGAACAUGAAGACGCCGCGGACUCUGUACGAGAUCAACGAGAAGACGCCGGGGACGGAGAUUGCCGCCGAGACCGCCGCCGCCAUGGCCUCCUCCUCCAUGGUAUUCCGGGGACACAACAAGACGUACUCCCGCGGCCUCCUCAACAAGGCCAAACUGCUGUUCCAGUUCGCCAAGAGCCACCGGGGCAGCUACGACGGCGAGUGCCCCUUCUACUGCUCCUACUCCGGCUUCAACGACGAGCUGCUGUGGGCGGCAACGUGGCUGUACAUGGCGACGAAGCGUCAGGUGUACGCGGACUUCAUCUCCCACGAAGCCAUCUCGUCGAGCGUGGCGGAGUUCAGCUGGGACCUCAAGUAUCCGGGCGCGCAGGUGCUCCUGUCCGAGUUCAACAUGACGUCCGGCGGCGGCGCGCAGAGCUUCAAGACGCAGGCCGACAACUUCGUGUGCGCCGUCCUGCCCGACACGGCGUUCCACCAGGUGUUCAUCACCCCUGGCGGCGUAAUCCACCUCCGCGACGGCGCCAACUCGCAGUACGUGACCAGCACGUCCUUCCUCUUCGUCGUCUACAGCGACUUCCUGCUUUGCACGGGGCAGAGCGUCAUGUGCGGGAGCCAGCCCAUAAGCCCCGCGCGGCUGCGGGAGUUCGCGCGGCAGCAGAUGGACUACCUGCUGGGCGCCAACCCGCGGGGCCGCUCCUACGUGGUGGGCUUCGGCGCCAACCCGCCCACGCAGCCGCACCACCGCGGCGCGUCCACGCCCGUGCUGCCGCCCGGGUACGAGGUCAACUGCGGCAUGAGCUUCAACGACUGGUUCGCGCCGGACAGGCCAAACCCCAACGAGCUCACCGGCGCCAUCAUGGGCGGGCCCGACCGCGCCGAUAACUUCAUCGACAAGCGCAGCGCGUCGUCCUGCACCGAGCCGUGCACCUACAUCAACUCCCUCGCCAUCGGCCCGCUCGCCGCGCUCGCCGUCCGUGGCGCCCAGCUCGUCCACGUCCACUGA